Messenger RNA from Paramecium tetraurelia, 447 nucleotides. RefSeq lists its product as uncharacterized. NCBI's taxonomy places the organism in Eukaryota, Ciliophora, Oligohymenophorea, Peniculida, Parameciidae. The record is from RefSeq and is a predicted model, not a curated record. The transcript has a single exon.
AUGUUGUCAAAAUCAUCACAUUAGAUUAUAAAUGGUGUAUCAAUAACAUUAGAAGCUUCAUUUGGAUGCUUGUAAAAUCCAAUAAGAAAGAACUGUAAGUUUGUGAAUGAUGACACUCUCAUGUUUAUAAGCGGCAAACAUAUAGUGCUCUAUGACAUUAUUAGAAAGAGAUAGACAUACAUAAUGAAGAGUGCUGAAGAUGAAGUAGUCUAAGUAUUGAGUUUUCAUGUGUAGCUUUCAAAUCAACAAGCAAGAUACUUCCUACUGUCAAGGUUUACAAUAGAAAAAAGAAGCGUUUCUACUAAUGUGUUCACUCUCAUUUAUUACCUAAUAGUAAUAUUCAUGAAAUUCUAUUCAUUAAUGAUGGAAAGGCAUUAUAACAAUCAAGGAAAUCAUUUUUCCAUUCUAAAAUUUCGAAUAAUCAAUAAUAAAUUAUUUACUUUAUGA